Messenger RNA from Mucor mucedo, 524 nucleotides. RefSeq lists its product as uncharacterized. Bases 42 to 440 code for a protein of 132 amino acids. The transcript has a single exon. Lineage: Eukaryota; Fungi; Mucoromycota; Mucoromycetes; Mucorales; Mucoraceae. Gene Ontology annotation, biological process: retrograde vesicle-mediated transport, Golgi to endoplasmic reticulum. The record is from RefSeq and is a predicted model, not a curated record.
CACUCUCAGAAAAAAGUUGCUUCAAUUUCUGCAUAUGAUAAAUGCAAACGGAUUUCAGGCACCUACUAAUGUCCUCUUUUAUUUUUGAAUUAGGUUUCAAACUUGCUCAAGAUUUGAUUUUGGUAUCUCAAAAGAUCAUGGAUAUUACAAAGGCCGAAACAUUAGUGAUGGAUGCUGAACGUAAUUUUUUUAAUAAUGCUACUUCAGGCAAUAUGAACGCGGGUAGUAUGAAGCAAGCUUGGGAUUGCCUCAAGAUCUUGCCAGCAAUGACAGAAAUUCAAAAGACUUUUGUCCUAAUUAAUAGUAUACGUCUACUUAUCCGUAUCUAUUUACCCCUUUGUUUUAAAGCUGGGCGACAAUUAAACAGCUUAAGAUCUUCAGGAUUGUUUAGCAACUGGGCACUGUCGAAAUACUUGAAUUUAUUUUCAUGUAAAAAUUGAUCAAUAAAUACUUUUUGUAGGCUUGAGUUGUUUCUGGAUACAAAAUGUUUGUAAGUUCAUUACUAUUUUAGAAUUUACGCUCUU